GGAGGUGGGCGGGGCUUGAGGGAAGCGGAAGUGGCGGCUAGAACGGAAGUCGAACGGCGCAGUGAAUCCGCAGGAGAGGGGGCAGUGAGGAAGCAGAGCUUGCCCGAAUCUUUAAUCUCAAGAGUCAUCGUCGGAUCGCGGCUAUUUCAGGAUUCACUAUGGACAAGGCUGAAUUAAUUCAGAAGGCCAAACUGUCAGAACAGGCUGAGCGUUAUGAUGAUAUGGCUGCCGCAAUGAAGGCCGUGACAGAGCAAGGAGGAGAACUAAGUAAUGAAGAAAGGAACCUGCUCUCUGUUGCCUACAAAAAUGUGGUUGGUGCCCGCCGCUCUUCCUGGCGUGUGAUUUCUAGUAUUGAACAAAAAACAGAGGGCAAUGAGAAGAAGCAACAGAUGGCAAAAGAAUACCGUGAAAAAAUCGAGGCAGAGCUGUAUGAUAUCUGCAUGGAUGUUCUGGGUCUUCUGGAUAAAUACUUGAUUGCAUGUGCCACACCACCGGAAAGCAAGGUUUUCUACUUGAAAAUGAAAGGAGAUUAUUAUCGGUACCUUUCAGAAGUCGCAUCUGGUGAAAAAAAGCCAGAAACUGUAGCUUGCUCUCAACAAUCUUACCAGGAAGCUUUUGAAAUUAGCAAGACCGAGAUGCAGCCAACACACCCCAUUCGACUUGGAUUGGCUCUAAACUUCUCAGUGUUUUACUAUGAAAUUCUCAAUUCACCUGAGAAAGCAUGCAGUCUAGCAAAAGCAGCAUUUGAUGAAGCAAUAGCUGAGCUGGACACACUGAAUGAGGAGUCUUACAAAGACAGCACUCUUAUCAUGCAGCUACUAAGGGACAAUCUUACAUUAUGGACCUCAGAAAACCAGGGAGAAGAGGCUGAUAAUGUAGAGGGAGACAACUAACUGCCAUGCUUCAGUUUUUCCCUUUUUUUUUCUUUUUUUUUUCAAUUUUUUUUUUUAAUUUGUGUUUUUAUUAUUUCAGUCACUCUGUAUUGUAGACACAUAUGUUUUUGUGCGACAAGUAAAAGAAAAAAAUACAUUGACUUUCACAACCUCUGUGUAGCAGAACAAUGUGGAUUAAGGAAAAAAUGGCUAAUAGUUACUCAAAUAGAGUAAUACAUUCUAAGUAUAUAAUGGCAUUAAAAAUGUAUCUCAGUUUAUUAUGAGGCAAUUUAAAUUUGUAAUUAUGUCCUUGGGUGGUUGUGUUUUUUUUUUUUUUUGGUGUGUGUUUACUGAACACUGUGAUUAUGAGCUUUUGUCACUAACAUUAUAAUAGAAAUAUGUUCUCACAGACAACCUACCUAUUUUAAACAGUGCAGUUCUUCUGAAUCUGUUUUACAGAAUGUUGGCCACCGUACUGUGAAACUUUGGAUCAGUUGGAUUUGUACCAUAAUGUUUUGGGCAUAUUUCUGUAGUAAGGAAACUUUUUGAUUGCUACAUAUAUACAUUUCCUAGUUUGUAAAGCUGAAUACAAUCAAGUCUUGUUUUUGAGUAUUGACUCAGUGUAGAGUUUUCAACCUGGUUUAAUGCUCACACAUGCCACUUUAAUUUUUACAAAAUCAGGGGCUUGUACAGAAUACACUGUACAAUAAUAUCUAACUUUUUGCCAGUGUAGUUAUGUUGUCCAUUUAUAGACACGUAUUCUUUGGGGCAUACACCCUUUUGCAAACCCCCUCUGGUAUUUAUAACGGUUACAAAGAAGUUGUUAAAUAUAUGAGAAAUCUGAUCUUUUGGGGAUAUGUUUUCACAGUAUUUUAACUGUUUACAUUUCAUUUUUUAAUUCAAAUUACACGUUGUUCUGCUUGCCCUUCCUGAUCCUACUAUUCUGUUGAAACCGAUUUGCACAACCCACUUAGGUUGAACGCUUCCAAUAUAUAAAUUCUCUGCAAUGCAAUUUUUAUGUUCCUCUAACGACUCCUUAAUCAUUAUUGGUGAUAUUGGAACAUUAAGUUAUUCAGCAAUGUGUUCUAUAUAGUACUUUGGCAGUACCUAAAAUAACAAUUGGUAAAUUGUAUUUAACAGUGCUGUACUGUAUUCUGUUUGUAAUCACUGUCCCAAUUUAACCACAUCAUUCCCCUUUUUACCAUUCCACGUGGCUGUAUCUUUUCUAGGUGUCUGUCCAUCUGUCUGCUUCAUAGCAAAAUUCAUGCACUGAUUUUCAAAUUUCCCAAGUCGAACAAAACCGUGCAGUUAAGACUUGCGCUUGAUAAAUGCAGUAGUGAAUGUGGAACUGAGCCUGUCUGUAUAUCUGGUAGCUCUAUUUUGCUUUGUUUUUAACUGACCAGUAUUCUGCCUAAAGUUUGCUUCUGUGUUGGUUUUAUUACCUAGCACACACGUGGUUGUGAAAAUAGUCUAGCAAAAAAAAGCAAAGACAAAAAAAAAACUGGUUAUUGAUGUACUCAAAUUUGUGUAUGUAUUUUCAACAGUUCUAGUUUCACCCUGCACAGAAUAAUCAGGAACAUGUUAAGAAUUCAAGAGCAAAAUAAAUAAACAAUGUUAUCAGUUCA
Molecule: messenger RNA, 2497 nt
Organism: Pelobates fuscus (common spadefoot toad)
Lineage: Eukaryota; Metazoa; Chordata; Amphibia; Anura; Pelobatidae
Gene: YWHAB
Product: tyrosine 3-monooxygenase/tryptophan 5-monooxygenase activation protein beta
Exons: 6
Coding region: 159-893 (244 amino acids)
Biological process (GO): intracellular protein localization; signal transduction
Cellular component (GO): cytoplasm
Source: RefSeq, a predicted model, not a curated record